This is a messenger RNA of Symbiodinium sp. CCMP2592, 2703 nucleotides long. Lineage: Eukaryota; Dinophyceae; Suessiales; Symbiodiniaceae. The record is from the annotation of a GenBank genome assembly.
AUGGGGUCUGGGUCUUCGGCGGCGGCGAAGAAGGCCACUGGCGUGGCGGAUGAGUCCCGCGCCGGAACCUGCGCUGAGGAAGUCCGGGAAGCAAGCACAAGUGAGCCAGAAAGGCCGCAUGAUCUCAGCACAGUGGAAGGUCGUGCCGCGUCGAUGCAGGCAACGCUGCAGAUGUCGAAGGCGGAGUUUCGUGACCACAUGGCACGGCUGCAGAAUAAGUUCACCUUGAGAGCUGAAAUUGGAAAGACGGAGAACCGUGGGUUGUCCUUGGCCCAGUUGCAGGACAUCCAGACGUUUGCGGAGCAAAACUGCGAGCUGUGGCGUGAUCUCGCCCCACCUGAACAUUCAAAAACAUCGGGCCAGAUACUCCACAUGGACGUCCUGAACCUGUACCACAUGUGCGCAUGGUGUAUCCUUCCUGCCACUCACGUCGACAACUGCAGCUUCGUGGAGCUCCUGGCAGACGGCGAUCAAAUUCCCCACUGGUUUUGCAGUCAUUGGUGGGGCGAGCCCAUUCAGGACUUCGUGAGUUGUGUGGAAGUACACCAAUCCUUACGAGAAACUGACCUCUAUUGGAUAUGUGCCUACGCGAACAGGCAGCACUCCUUGCAGGAUGAACUCGUCACCGAUCCAUCACAAACCAGCUUCUACAAGGCGAUGUGCUUGUCGAAGGGCGUGCUCAUCAUCCUGGAUGAGGUGGGCCCAGCAACUCCGUUUACACGGAUUUGGUGCGCCUUCGAAGCUUACGUUGCUCUCGUUGACCGACCUCGGGAAGAGGCCAUGCUGCUGGAUAUAUCUUGUCGUCACGACAAGACCACCUACCUACUGACGGAUGGGCUUGGCGCGGGAGAAGCAAGGCUCCAGGAGUUGGGCAACUUCAGCCCGAGCUCAGUGGCACUGGCGCAGUCGCUGAAGGGCUUGCGACAGAUGUGCUUUCCUUCGGAAGUGGUCGAGCACGGCCUGAAGUUGGAACUGCAUCAUGCUCAAGCAUCUCGAGAUAUCGACCGCCGCCGGAUCCUGAACAGCUUCGUGGGCCGCACUGGUGCUGGCUUGGACGAGCCGCCGCACGAGAGCCAUCCCAAGUAUGAGGAAGUCAACAUCCGGCUUCGUGCAGUUCUCGCAGAGGCGGCCUGGGACCAGGUGGCAGUCUCGCAGUCCUCCUCCUUCAUGGCCAACGUGGCUCACUGCCUUGCAGCAGAUCGGUGGCGGGACAGCUUGAUCUUCGACCUCAGUCGCUUGCCGACUGCAGACAACUGGGCUUUGCAGAGUGCGGGCAGGAGUUUGUCGCAACAGCUGCAAUCACUGAAAGUGGAUUGUUCAACCUGUUCGAAGAUUACAAGUCGUGGGCUGGAAGCAUUUGCCCAGCAUUUGCCAAAAGGCCUUAGGGCUCUCUCCAUGAACUUCAUGAUGUGCGAGGGCAUCUCCAACAAGGGCAUGGCCGCGCUUGCUGCACGACUCCCUCGUAGCCUCGAAAAGUUGGACUUGGGCCUGGCCCAGAGCGGCGUUUCGAAUGUUGGCCUGGCUGCCUUGGCCUCCGGAAUGCCCACUGCGCUGCGGGAGUUGAGACUGGACUUGAACUACUGUUCAAAAAUCAGCGAUUCUGGCUUGGCGGCGUUGGGAGACCACUUGCCAAGCCGGCUGCGAUGCUUGAAGAUAGUCCUUGCGGGCCGCCAGCCGCUCACGGAUGCGGGGCUAGCCGCCCUCUUCAAGUUGCCGGCUGAUGUCCAGGAAGUUGAACUUGUUCUACUACAGACAGACUGGCUGACCGAUGCCGGCUUUGCUGCAGUCGUCACGUCGCUGCCUCCCUCCGUGAAGAAAGCAACUAUUCGGCCUCACCUUUGUCGGACGUUGUCUCCCGCGGCCAGGAACGUGGCAGAGAGGCAUCUGGAUGACAUGCGAGAAUGGCUGCAGGAUUGCCGAGUAGCACCCGCCGCUCCAGCAGACGGUGACCACGGACUGUUCGAUUCAGCGAGCCUCCUGCAGGAUGCCGUGACGAAGGAACCGAUCGAGGCUCCGGAGCAAGCCGACGGAGGAAGCCUCGCUCUGCCCAUCGUCAGUCAGGACCAGCUGGACAUCGUUCUGCCCCUUCUGAUCUCUGGCUUGAGCCGUGCGCCGCGAUUGCGUCUACUGCAGCUUGACUUCCAGGAUUGUCCGGAGGCAUUUGGUGACGAGGAGCUGGGAAGAUUGGCGAGCGCUUUGCCAUCUGGACUGGUCACACUUAAUCUGUGCUUGUGGGGCUUGGGCAAAAUUUCUGGCGCCGGUGCAAGUGCCCUAUCCUCCGGGCUGCCUGGAGCACUUCGCGAUUUCACGCUCAUGUUAGGCGGCCAAUGGCACGAUGCUGCUUCAGGCCUGGCUGCCCUGGAUUUGCGCGAGACUCUUCUAGCAAAGCUGACAAUCUACGUUGGCAACGCCAGUGAUGUCGCAUUGGCCACUUUCGCGUCCAACCUGCCGUCCUCCCUGCAGCGGCUUGACCUCACGCUCAUGCAGAGCUAUUCCUUCUCGGAUGCCGGCUUGGCUGCCCUCGCCGCAUAUCUUCCGCAUGCUGUCGAACUGAAGCUGGAGCUGAACACAGGGACGGAGCUUUCCCGCGAGGCGCAGGAGGUGGCCAAAUCCGCAACCCGAGACUCCUUGACAGCGUGGCUGCAGUCCUCGCAAACCGAGCCUGCGAAACCGGCUGCCGGCAGUCAAGAGCGAGCCGUCUGA